CCUCCUGUCUCCAUCGCUGCUUUUAUGUCAGGAGGUCCUCCUGUCUUGUCUACGAGCGGUCGCCUAACAUCACAACCCACCUGUUGCUUCCCUUAUUGGGCUGGGCCUACUAACCUUCCUCCUUGGGCUUUAGGCCUGAUUCCGCUUAACCACGUGAGACCAUCAAUUGCCCCUAAGGAAACAAAUUCUUUGGGUUUUGGCAGCCAUGACUUUCUUUCUAUCGUGUUGAGCGAUCUUUAUUUCAAUUAACCGCACCCCAUACUUUGCCCCUAGCCGCUCGAGAAACUAAGAUGACCAGCCAAGGGAUGUGGUCCCUACUGACUUCAACCGCCCGCAAUAUGGACGCUUCAUUUUCCCUCUUUCAUCAUCCAAGUGGCGAGAUUAGUAUUUCAAGCCCUGAAAGCGAUCAUUGUGGCCGUCUUUUCAGCUGCCCGCUUUUUGUAUUAGUAGACUAGGGUAUUUACCUCGGUCACCAAAUCGUCACAUAAGCACUACCCUACUUUUUCGUUUCUAUUUAAACGAGCAGAUUACUCGUCUUCUUCACUCUUGUGUCUUCCCCCUCUUAUGCUCUGAAAUUUCCCUGUCCUGAAGCAAAAAUUGCUCGCUGCUCCAAAUUUUCCUUUUUUUCUUACGUUCAAAGUCAUUUGCUCCUUUCCUCGAAACAAGCCACUUAUCUUCCUGGGAUACGACGUGCUCAGAAUUGAGCAAAGAGGUAGAGGUGAAAAGCGACGAUGGCAAUCGAUUCUCAGGCCACCACUCCCUCCUACAGCCAGAACAAGAACUUAUCGAGCGAUGCUCCCAAUGGAACCAUUUAUGGUAACGCUCGGACUUCCACCACUUGCACAACUCCUCCUCGCUCGUCUUCUAAAAUUGGCGGCGGCUCCAACAACCCUAAUGUCGGGGUUAAACUAGUCGCUAAAGGUAUGCAUGAAAAUUUUUCACCUUUUGGUAUCUCUGAUAUAGAAUGUGAUUUGGAGAGUAUUGACCUUGUAUGCGGUUACGAGAACUUUGGCAACCCUAGGGAGAGUGUAGGCGAUCCUAACUUUGGCCUUUUAGGGUUAGAUGGGAAUGCAUUAACCGAUACUAGCGGCAACCUGCGUGACUUCGACUCUUCUGAGAUGUACCACGAGUCUUCUCAUGGCGUUCCCGUGAUCUCACUUUCGUCUUAAGAUACUAAUGAAGCACACAAUAAUCACACAGAGUUUCAUGACUUUGCGACCGACUCUCCUCUUACCAUUCUGCAGGACCGCCCGUAGCACCCUUCCAAGCAGUUGAUGAAGAGGGAGAAGAUAUACCCUCGCAUUAUUUCAAUCAAUGACAGUCGUACGAAGCUGCUUAUCGGUCAUCUCGAGUUCUCCCUCAGUUAAAGAAUCAUGUUCUUCCUCCUGAGUGAGAUUACGCGGUUUCUUCUCGCACUGGGCGAUACAGUUCUUGUCCUGGGGGGGGGGGGGGGGGGGGGGGGGGGGGGGGGGGGGGGUGGAUUCCCAUCCAUGUGGAUCAUAUUAGGAUGGGUCUUCAAUUUCCACUUGACCCCAUAUUGACUCACUCUUCUGCAUCUCAACUUCGUGCUCAAGCGUCUUUCUUCUGGUAUUAUUUUCAUUCCAUAACCUUUCGCGCGGCCUGCAAAAGACUGGAGGUGGAUCCUUCGUUUGAUGCUUUCCGCCUCUUGUAUAUGAUGCUCAGUCGGGAAAACUACUGGUCGAGCUACAGGAGGAAGACUCGUGUGUGCUUUGUCUAUGGAACGCCCAAGUUAGAUUCUCCUUGGUUUAAAGAAUAUUUCUUUGCCCGCCCCACUGAGAAAUGGUAUUCUAGUGACGUAGAGCCGCCGACUGGUUUCGCGGUUGGCGAUAAAGAGGAUUGGAAUGC
This is a messenger RNA of Linum trigynum, 1866 nucleotides long. The record is from the annotation of a GenBank genome assembly. NCBI's taxonomy places the organism in Eukaryota, Viridiplantae, Streptophyta, Magnoliopsida, Malpighiales, Linaceae.